AUGAAUGGAAGAAGUGAUCAAGACAAUGAGGAAGCGACAGGAAUCAGUAAGGUUGGUGAUUACAGCGAUGGAAGUUAUGGUUAUAAGGAUAACUGUUCUGUGUAUGAUGCACAGUUCCGCAGUGUAAACCAACGAAAGGGACGGGGACGACAAGGCGGACGUUUAAAGGAAUAA
Molecule: messenger RNA, 174 nt
Organism: Loa loa (African eye worm)
Lineage: Eukaryota; Metazoa; Nematoda; Chromadorea; Rhabditida; Onchocercidae
Exons: 1
Coding region: 1-174 (57 amino acids)
Source: RefSeq, a predicted model, not a curated record